AUGCCGCGACUGUUGACGAUGGCGUCAGUGAAGAAGAGAGGCUCUUCGGUGUGUCGAAGCUUACGGAGAUGGUUAAGAAAGGAAAAACGAAGCUGA
Phytophthora nicotianae INRA-310 is the source of this 96-nucleotide messenger RNA. RefSeq lists its product as hypothetical. NCBI's taxonomy places the organism in Eukaryota, Oomycota, Peronosporomycetes, Peronosporales, Peronosporaceae. The transcript has a single exon. The record is from RefSeq and is a predicted model, not a curated record. The coding region runs from base 1 to 96 and encodes 31 amino acids.